Messenger RNA from Parascedosporium putredinis, 3687 nucleotides. Lineage: Eukaryota; Fungi; Ascomycota; Sordariomycetes; Microascales; Microascaceae. The record is from the annotation of a GenBank genome assembly.
AUGGUCCGCGUUACCGAAGAACUCGCCCUUUCCCCCAGCACGUCACUCUCUACCACGCUACCGAUCCCCUCCUCGGCCACCUCCCCCUCCAGAGUUCAGGUCCACGUCUACAGCCCUGCCGGCUUCCAGUCCUAUCCCCGUAUCACGAUAUCCCCCAACUCGCCCUUUUACGGAGUUGUCAAUCACCUACCGCGCGAAUGGCAGGGUGACGAAAUCUAUCGAGGGCUGGCCUUUGGUCUGUUCAAAUACUUUACGGAGCUGCCCGAACUGGUGAAGAAUUACCUGCGAAACCAGUACCCUACGACACGGGCGAGGAGGCCAGGCUCGGCUCCCGCCCUGUUUGGUGAGCAGCAUGCUGCUGACCUUGCGAGCUCCAUGCUCAAGUCCGAGGUCACCACCGAGGUCGUCAAUCAACUGCACGAUGCCCUCCAAACCCAGCAUAUCAGCAAUGUCGAUAUCGACUUUGUCCUCCCUCCCGGCUCCAUAGUUCCCCUCCAACCCGAAGAUUACUCCGAUGCUGCGGCGCGCGCCUUCGAAGCCUACCUCUCUCAAUCGCAGCAAGUCCUUCACAAAAGACCAAAGGCAGAGCUCCGGAUGAAGCUCGGCGAACUUCUCGACACCGAGGAGCGAUAUGUCAUGAAGCUCAAUGAGUUGGUAAGGCACAUUGCCGACGACUUUCGGCAGCUCGCCAAGCAACAGGCUCAAGGGAGCUUGAGCCCGUCCGAGGAGGAAGUGGGACGGCUCUUUCCUACUUCUGCCGACCGCAUUCUGCAGAUGAACUCGGCCUUUCAUAUCGAAUUGCGUAGAAUCAUGGAAGAGUCCGAGGAAGAGGCGGUGAAGGACAUCGAAACGCCCACGGUCGCUCUGGCAGGCUCGAAGCUGGGUGGGUCGGUCCGCGUCAAAGACCCCAGCGGUGCGCUUUCCGUCGCAAGGCUGUGCCUUGAGUGGUUCCCGAAAUUCACCGACAGCUACCAGGACUAUAUCAAGGCUAGCCAGCACUUCCCGACUCUGCUGAAUGGCUUCCUUUCGAAACAGUCAUCCUUUAGGCAGAGGGUGAACCAGGCCGGAGAGCAAGCCAUUCGCUCAGUCCUCAUAGAACCCGUGCAGAGACUGCCCCGUUACAGCUUGCUCAUUGACCAGAUAGUAUCGUCACUUCCCAUCACGCAUCCCGCACUGCAGCCCAUGCUGAAGGCGCGGGACAUCAUUGCCAACAUUUGCUCAAUGGACGACCCCCUCCCCGAUAAGCCCCAGACGACCACGCGAAUGCGUAACAUGGUCGAGUCAUGGCCCCUGGAUCUCGAACCGCAGGGACGUUUGAUCCUCGCCGUCGACUUUAUCGAGGUCCUCCCACCGUACCAAAUCCCGAAGCCCGACGACACCGAAAACGCCGGAAUGUUCCUCCUCUUCUCGGACUGCAUUGUCAUUUUGAAGAAAAAGGUUAUGGGGCUGACUGGCCGAGACCUCCUACGCGAGCUCGACAAGCCUUCCGCGGCAGGUCUCAUGAUGUCGAUGACCAACGCCGCGGGAGGGCCCCCUCCUAUGAGCUUGCCUUUGCUGGUCAAGGCCCGCGUCGAGGGUCGCUUCUCCGAGGCAGAACGAGAGAACCCGUGCUGGACUCUGCGGUCCGUCCGCAUGCCUGAUAACAAUCUAGGCUUGUUUGCGGCCGUCUUCCAGGAGGGGAUCGGUCAGCUUACCGAGGGACGAAGAGAACCCGCGCCCAUCCGGGUCGUUGUUGACCGCGAGAAGGGCACUACGGGCGCCCCUGUCGGCCAUUACGGCGUCGAGAUUGUGAUCAAUGUCAGCACGAAUGAUAUGCAGCGCAUCUCCAUGAACACGGUCGGGUUGAAUGGCAAGCUCUUUACUGAUGAGAUCGCGUUGGAGGACUUUAUGCCGACCCUGUCCCGAAGAAUCGUCCAAUUGUUGAGUAGCCAAUUCAACAUCCUAAACCUACGCACACAUUCCAUAUUCGGCUCCACGCGCGACAAGGACCGAAUCCCGCUCGAUGAUGGGAAACCGGAAAACCCUCUUGUUCGUCUAGAGCAGACAUUUACUGGAUAUGUUGCUGCGCUACAGACGAGAAAAGGCUCCAUCAUCGGGCGUACGCUCCUCAACCGAUCCGGCGUCGAUGAGCUCGCAGUCAAUGACCUAUACAACCGGCUCAUUGAGUCACCGUUUGACAUUGAUUCAGCAACUGAAUUGACAGCAGACAUCAUCUUUGUGGCCUUUGAGAAGUUUCUCCGCAUCGCCUGGUCGGAGCAGAUGGGGCCCAUCAUGACAAUCCAGGCACUCGACACACUACAGGCGCGGGCGAACAAGCGGGUACCGGGAGACUUUGCCGACUUUGUCAACUAUCUUUUUGGCGACAUGGCGCCGCAGAACCGACGGGCCUUCACAGCCCUGAUCAAACUUUUGGCCGACCUCCUAGAAGGCUGCGGAAACGAUAGCGAUCGCGGAGCCCUGACUCUUGCGUUUGCCCAACUCCUCGUUCCCGACGGAACGGCGCACAAUUACAUCAAUCUGCUUGACAUGCUUGUGGAUGACUGCGAUCGCAUUUUUGAGGAAAUCGCAUUGAGCAACAGCAUUCAACUUGGUGGUUCGGCGUACGAGUCGGUCAACUCGAUGACGCGAAGCAUGAAGUCGCACACCGGCUCACUCACCUCGAACACGUCGUCUCUGCGACGCAAGUUUGGGUUCGACACUCUACUGCGACAAAACAGCAAGGAUUCUGGGCACGGGCCGGCAUCGCGCGAUAGGCCGCCCGUAGCCGGCGCUUUUGACGAGAUUCCACGGCCGGCAAGCUCCCACCGCCUCGAGUCCCGGCUUGAGACGAUUGGGGAACCAGAGGUGGAGGCAACGCCAGCUCCCAAGACGCCAAAGAAGAAGAGGAGAAGCUCGCUCUCGGAUCUGCGGAGCCUGAUGGCCGCCACAUCGAUCGAAGAUUCGACAACUCUGAUGCCUCUUGACCUGAACAAGCAGACGUCAGAAAAAUUCAACUCGGCACCCAGAAUCCCCUCCCCGUCGAGAAUUCCGAUCAGUCCAAGCUCACAGGGUCUGAGGGCCUCGCGUCAAAAGGAGAAUCUCGGGGGUCCCUGGGCAGUCUGGCAACACCCACCGACCAGCAGCCCGACAAAGGCUGGCACCAGCCAGAAGCUCCGUCUCCAGUCGCCGCAGAAAUUGCGCGAGAGAUUGCAGACGGAGAAGCAGGCUGCAGACGAAGUCGACGCAUCGCUCAAGUCGGAACUGUCCAAAAUUGCGGAGGACAUGGCCCGAGUCAACGGAGGCGUUGGGGCGAGACUAAGCACGGUGGACAUUCGCAAGCUGUCUGCUUCAGUCAAAGCACUCGAAGAUCGCGUUCCCAGUGUGCUAAAAGAUCUUGCAGACCAGCAUCAGGCUCUCCGGGGCGACAUGGAGACAACUCUCAAAGCCUCGGACGCCAAGGUCAAGGCCAUCGACCAGCUCUACAAGGAGGCCAUGGCGGAGAACGAACUUUUGUACGAAAAGUUCAACUCGGAACUUGGCAAGAUUGUCAAGGCGUUGAAGGGCAAGGGUAGAGAUGACAAGGAAGAACUAGUGACCAAGCUCAAGGAGCAGAGUGAGGAAACUGCAAGGGUGAAGAAGGAAAACGCGCGACUACGGAGAGAGAUGGCGAGCCUGAGAGCGGCCAUGAAGGGGACCUCGGACAAUUAA